Molecule: messenger RNA, 2105 nt
Organism: Phodopus roborovskii (desert hamster)
Lineage: Eukaryota; Metazoa; Chordata; Mammalia; Rodentia; Cricetidae
Gene: Klhl36
Product: kelch like family member 36
Exons: 5
Coding region: 138-1979 (613 amino acids)
Molecular function (GO): cullin family protein binding
Source: RefSeq, a predicted model, not a curated record
UAUCCCUGCAGCUCAUGCUGCUCUGGUAGCGGUUUGCAAGCGGGUGCGAUUCGGGCCGCGGGUGCCCAAGUGCGACCCACGCCUCCCUCAGCGCUUCAGCGCCUGCCGGGCGGGAUCCGGGACGGUCUGAAAUCACAAUGGAGGCAGGCAAGCAGAUGCGAGUGUCUCGGCCCUACAAAAUCAGCGAAUCUUCAAAGGUGUACCACUGGGCUGACCAUUCCACCACAGUGCUGCAACGGCUGAAUGAGCAACGGCUGCAAGGUCUCUUCUGUGAUGUGGUCCUAGUGGUGGAAGAACAGCAAGUGCCUGCCCACCGCAACCUUCUGGCUGUGUGCAGCGACUACUUCAACUCCAUGUUCACGCUGGGCAUGCGUGAGGCCUUCCAGAAGGAGGUAGAGCUGGUGGGUGCCUCCUAUGUUGGGCUCAAGGCUGUGGUGGACUUCCUCUACAGCAGUGAGCUGGAACUAGAUGGCAACAACAUUGACUACAUCCUGGAAACAGCGCAUCUGCUGCAGAUCUGGACAGUGGUGGACUUCUGCUGCGAGUACCUGGAGCAGGAGGUGAGUGAGGACAACUACCUAUACCUGCAGGAGCUGGCCUCCAUCUAUAGCCUCAAGCGGCUAGACACCUUCAUUGACAGCUUUGUGCUGAGCCAUUUCAGCACACUGUCCUUCACGCCUGACUUCCUGCAGACCAUCUCUGUGCAGAAGCUGUGCGUCUACCUGAGCAGUGGCCAGAUCCAACACCAGUGGGAGUAUGACCUGCUGCAGGCAGCUCUGCAGUGGCUCACUCAGCAGCCAGAACGUGAGGUACACACCUGCCGUGUACUAGAAAAUAUCCGCUUCCCCCUCUUCCCUGAGGACAUCCUGCUCCAGCGUGUGAAACUGGCCAUGUGCUCACUGUUGCCCAGUGAGGCCAACUGCGAGGGCUUCUUAGAAGAAGCCUUGCACUACCACAACAGCCUGGUGGCACAGCCUGUCCUGCAGACGAAGCGAACGGUGCUGCGCUCUGAUGAGUGCUUGCUCUUCGUGGGUGGCGAGGUCUCUGAGCGGUGUCUGGAGUUGAGUGAUGACACCUGCUACCUAGACGCUAAGAAUGAACAGUGGGUGAAGGAGACAUCCCUGCCAGCCCGCCGGAGCCACCACUGCGUUGCUGUGCUGGGGGGCUUCAUCUUCAUUGCUGGUGGCAGCUUCUCAAGAGACAACGGAGGGGAUGCGGCCUCCAACCUUCUUUAUAGGUAUGACCCCCGCCGUAAACAGUGGAUCAAGGUGGCGUCCAUGAACCAGCGCCGUGUGGAUUUCUACCUGGCCUCCAUUGAAGACAUGCUGGUGGCUGUUGGUGGCCGGAAUGAGAAUGGAGCCCUAUCUUCUGUAGAGACCUACAGCCCCAAGACCAACUCCUGGACUUAUGUGGCUGGCUUGCCAAGGUUCACCUAUGGCCACGCAGGCACCAUCUACAAAGACUUCGUGUACAUCUCAGGGGGCCAUGACUACCAGAUUGGCCCGUACCGCAAGAACCUGCUGUGCUAUGACCACCGGACAGACGUGUGGGAGGAGAGGCGGCCCAUGACAACGGCACGAGGCUGGCACAGCAUGUGCAGCCUGGGUGACAGCAUCUAUUCCAUUGGGGGCAGUGAUGACCACAUGGAGUCCAUGGAGCGCUUUGACGUGCUGGGCGUGGAGGCUUACAGCCCACAGUGCAACCAGUGGACUCGUGUGGCGCCACUGCUGCAGGCCAACAGUGAGUCAGGCGUGGCUGUGUGGCAGGGCCGCAUCUACAUCCUGGGUGGCUACAGCUGGGAGAGCACAGCCUUCUCCAGGGCUGUGCAGGUGUAUGACCAUGAGGCCGACAAAUGGAGCAGGGGUCCUGACCUCCCCAACGCCAUUGCAGGCGUGUCAGCCUGUGUGUGUGCUCUCAAUCCGAGGCUGGAAGAGAAGAAGAAGAGGAGCAAGGACAAGCGCCAGGACCGAGGUCAGUGACACCGAGGCUCUGGCAGAGUGGCCACAAGCAUAGCACUUACUCCCCAGCGGCUUUUUGUACUUUUUUGAUUCCUGGUAUUUCUAUGAUAUCACAGUAAAAAAAAUUAAAUGUUCUUUACAACUUUA